AGACAGAGCAGUGAUGAAGUGGGGCAACAACACGUGAGGAUAGCUUUAUCGCACAAGGUCCCACGGCCCGGCAAGCAAAGCAAUAUGCCAUUCCAUCGAUGGAACUCAUCGAAGUCGCGAUAGUUCCAGCCGGUAACUCCAAACAAGUUGCGCUCCGUUGCCUCGAAGGGUGGACGAACUAUCGACCGUCAUGAUGCGUCCAUCAUCGAUAUCUCUGCGCCGCCCCGCCCGGCAAAUCCUCUUUUCCUCUGCCUCCACGAUCCGAGCCGCGGCACCUGUCCCGACUGCUGCCACCCAUCGUUCCCUAAGCACCAGCACCAGCACCGGCUCCGGCUGCACAUGUGCAAACGGCAGCAGACGCCCCCAAGUAAAACAGACCCAAAAACUCCAGCAGCAGCAGCAGCAACGGCAACACCGCAACGCCUACCACUCCUACGACCACCCAUCCUCUUCCGCCGCCUUCACGCCCGUCGAGGAAUCCAUUCUCAGCGCCGCUUACCAGCACGUCCCUAGUCACGGCUUCACACCUUCUGCGCUCGCCGCCGGCGCCCGCGAUGCCGGAUACCUGGACAUCAGCCCGACAAUCCUGCCCGAGGGCGCCUUCGCUCUGAUCCGGUAUCACCUGGUCAAGCAGCGGGAGGAGCUCGCGGCUCGGGUAAGCGAACUCUUUGGGGGCGAGGGACACGUGGGAGCUAGACCGGGGCUGUCGGAGUGGGAGAUCCGGGGCCGCGUGGAGGCGGUUACGUGGGAGCGCUUGUCGGCGAAUGCGCAGGUUAUUGGGCGGUGGCAGGAGGCUCUAGCAAUCAUGGCACAACCAUCUUACGUCCCUCUUUCGCUUAAGGAGCUCGCCCUGCUCUCGGAUGAGAUUCUUUUCCUCGCCGGCGACUCCUCCGUCGACCCGUCGUGGUAUACCAAGCGCGCUUCGCUCUCCACCAUUUACGCCGCUGCCGAAUUGUUCAUGACCAACGAUCACUCCCCUGAGUUCAUGGAUACCCGGGCUUUCUUGAAUCGCAGGCUCAGGGAAGUGAAUGAGGUUGGUGGUGUAUUCAGAAACUUGCGGGAGUGGGUUGGGUUUACUGCCACGGCGGGUGUCAAUGUUCUGCGCAGCAAGGGUGUCAAGAUAUAGAAUGCUUAGAUCUAAAGUCCAUAGCGAGGGCGCGCCGCGUACGCAUAUCAGUG
Neurospora hispaniola is the source of this 1179-nucleotide messenger RNA. RefSeq names its product COQ9-domain-containing protein. The record is from RefSeq and is a predicted model, not a curated record. The transcript is spliced from 2 exons. Gene Ontology annotation, molecular function: lipid binding. NCBI's taxonomy places the organism in Eukaryota, Fungi, Ascomycota, Sordariomycetes, Sordariales, Sordariaceae. Gene Ontology annotation, cellular component: mitochondrial inner membrane. Gene Ontology annotation, biological process: ubiquinone biosynthetic process. The coding region runs from base 191 to 1126 and encodes 311 amino acids.